Punctularia strigosozonata HHB-11173 SS5 is the source of this 1352-nucleotide messenger RNA. Its product is annotated as ATP synthase F1 gamma. The record is from RefSeq and is a predicted model, not a curated record. Gene Ontology annotation, biological process: proton motive force-driven ATP synthesis. Lineage: Eukaryota; Fungi; Basidiomycota; Agaricomycetes; Corticiales; Punctulariaceae. Gene Ontology annotation, molecular function: proton-transporting ATP synthase activity, rotational mechanism. The transcript is spliced from 6 exons. The coding region runs from base 50 to 940 and encodes 296 amino acids.
CUUUCCGAGUUGCUCCUCGUCCGCGCCAACGAACUCCCUUACCUUCGCGAUGCUCGCCCGCCAGUCCCUCGCCCGCAUGGUGGCUAGGCCGCCUGUGCUGGCCGCAGCGCCCGCCGAUGCUCGCGGGAUGGCCACACUCCGUGAACUUGAGCUCCGUCUCAAAUCCGUUCGAAACAUUGAGAAAAUCACUAAGUCCAUGAAAAUGAUUGCUUCGACCAAGCUUGCCAAGGCUCAACGCGCCAUGCAAAGCGGCAAGGAGUACGGACUCGCGAACAACGAGGUUUUCGAGCAUGCGACCACCGAUUCUGCUGCUAAGCGCAAGCUCUUCGUCGUCAUCUCGUCCGACAAGGGUCUGUGCGGUGGCAUUCACUCCUCGGUCUCCAAGGCCACGCGCAGGGCCUUCGCAGACACGGAACACACAGAUCCGCAAUCCCCCAUCAUGGUCGUUGGCGACAAGUCGAAAGCUCAGCUCUCGCGUGUACUUUCUGGCAACUUGACCCUCACGUUCAACCAGAUUGGCCGUGACGUCCCCACUUUUGCGGACGCUGCUGGUGUGGCGGACCUGAUCCUCAAGUCGGGUGCCCAGUACGAUAGCAUCGCCCUUGUGUACAACCGCUUCGUCUCUGCGCUGUCGUAUGAGCCUGCAGUUGUCGAGGUCCGGACCGAGACUGCGUUGAAAGAAUCCUCUGGCUUCCGGGCUUACGAGCAAGAGGAGGAACUGACCAAGGAUCUGGCCGAAUUUGCAUUGGCGAACGCCAUCUACUCCGCUCUCGUAGAGGGCCAUGCGUGCGAAAUUAGCGCUCGUCGGAAUGCCAUGGAUAACGCGUCCAAGAACGCCGGAGAGAUGAUAAACGCACUUCAACUGCAAUACAACCGUGGUCGUCAAGCAGCAAUCACCAACGAACUCGUUGAUAUCAUCACUGGUGCUAGCGCGUUGUGAGGUGUUUUACCAUACGGACUGUAGCUUGCGCGUAUAUCUGCAGGUGCAAUCGACUUUCUUUGACGCGAUUGAGCUCGUUUUACGAAUGCCCCAUGCGCUACUAAACGAGUCUACUUCGCAGUACCCAUUGCGAAUCCAAGGAUCCACAGCCUGCCACAAUUUCAAACAAUUGGCCCUCAUCAAACUGCCGCCGUGGAGGCGACUUCGGUUGCCUUCAACGUUCUCUGUGGUGUUGUCGAACCGCAAAUUCAGACUGGUGCAGUGACAAUAUAUCUGCGAUAAAUACAAAUAAUUCCAUUAAGCAUCUAUGAGCGUGGCUCGUUCUCUCUCAUAAUCUAUCCUCAGUCUGCUGGCUCGCUCCCAGAGUGUCUCGCCUGCCCCCCUCGCAGCCUCCUUCCAUUCGCGGAUAACA